AUGGAUCAAAAGUCCUCCCUUAUAAACGACUCUCAGUAUGGAAACAUCUCUGCUGAUGUAGAAACUACGGGCUUUACAUUAUCAGAUGGCGAAUACGAUGAAAUGGACGAUGGUUAUUUCUACCCCGCUGUGGAUGUUCCUGCAAUCAUUCUGGCCGUGUUAAUUGUGAUUGUCAACGGUUUGGUUUUGCUGUUGAUGGCAAAGAAAAUAUAUCUGCGAUCGAUCACCAAUCUGCUGCUUUGUAGUCUGGCUGUAGCCGAUCUGCUUACAGGCCUGGUUGCUAUUCCUCUAUUUAUUGCUUGUAACAUCAUCCGCCAAUCCGCGAUUUGUAUCACGGAAGAGCAAUUGGCAAGGUAUUUGGCCAUAAUGCAUUCGUUGCGCUACACGUCAAUAGUCACCCUCUCAAGAUGCGUUUCCGUAAUCCUGUUUAUCUGGAUCUUGUCAGCGGCAACUGCUUUAGUUCAGCUAAGCUGGAUGGACAUAGCUCACCACGAUGUGUAUCAAAUCCCCCCUCCUGACGUCAUCAGGCGUGAAAACAUCUACGACAUCACGUGUCUUCUUGUGUUUUUCCUGGCCCCACUUUUGUGCAUGGUUUUCGUCUACGCGAAGAUCUUCGUCGAAGUGUCACGACAGAUCGACCUAGUUCAAAAGCGAAGUACUCCAGGUUGGGAAGAAGCAAAAGCGAUAAAAAACACAGAAAAGAAAGUUGUUACAAUUUUUGCGGUAAUGUUGCUGGUUUACACCGUAGGCUGGCUGCCUUAUUUCAUCCUGCGACUUCAUCAUCUGGAGCAACUACCGCCUCUUGUUAUUUACAUCUGCAUAUGGCUUCGAUUUUUGACCUCAUUUCUCAACCCAUGUCUGUACGUCUUUGGCAAAAGAGACUUCCGUGCGGCUUUGAAACGGAGAAAAACAAGAAAUUUACAUUAUGGCCAUCUGUUACCACUUGAUCGUAUUGGAGCCGAAUAG
Molecule: messenger RNA, 966 nt
Organism: Orbicella faveolata
Lineage: Eukaryota; Metazoa; Cnidaria; Anthozoa; Scleractinia; Merulinidae
Product: histamine H2 receptor-like
Biological process (GO): G protein-coupled receptor signaling pathway
Cellular component (GO): membrane
Molecular function (GO): G protein-coupled receptor activity
Source: RefSeq, a predicted model, not a curated record